Molecule: messenger RNA, 753 nt
Organism: Cyphellophora europaea CBS 101466
Lineage: Eukaryota; Fungi; Ascomycota; Eurotiomycetes; Chaetothyriales; Cyphellophoraceae
Exons: 5
Coding region: 1-753 (250 amino acids)
Molecular function (GO): protein-lysine N-methyltransferase activity
Source: RefSeq, a predicted model, not a curated record
AUGCCAACACACGACACCCAAGAUCUGACCCUGGUGAUGCCCGAUGAUCUCGAAGACGAACUUGGGCUUUCCGCUGACACUCUCGCCGCGCUGCAACACUUCUAUCUAGAACAAGAUAUAGAUCUGAGAGCUUUUGAGGAUCUUAAGUCAAGCACCGACGAGAGCGGUGAGAGAAAGCUUCUCUCAAUAUCUGCGUUCAAGGAAGACUGGAACGCGAGCCAGUUCUGGUUCACAGACGACACAGCAGAGUUCUUGGCCCGGCAGUUGCUCUUACACAGUACAUCAGAGAGCUCUAUUGCCAUCAUAUCUGCACCGAGCAUUUUCCUCCAGGCCCAGAAGCUAUUAUUGACGGGACAAUAUCCUCUGCCCACCCGACUGUGCUUGCUCGAAUACGACGAGCGCUUUGACUUGCUAGAAGGCUUCGUGAAGUAUGAUUUCAACGACCCCACCAAUUUGCCGGCAGAUAUGGACGGUCAGUUCGACCUGAUCGUUUGUGACCCGGCGUACCACAGCGAAGCCUGCAUCGUGCAAUAUGCAAAAUCCUGCAAAUGGUUGACAAAAGCGGUGGAUGUCAAGAGUGACAGAAGUCGAAGCAUCAAGAUGGUCUGUACGGGUGAGGCCUUACAAGAUGUCGUUACAGAGUCCUUUGCUCCAAUCUCAAUCACUUCUUUUCACCCUCGACACACGGUUAGGCUCGACAAUCGAUAUGCAUGCUAUGCUAAUUUCGAGCUCGAAAUACACCAAGACUUGUGA